This is a messenger RNA of [Torrubiella] hemipterigena, 732 nucleotides long. The record is from the annotation of a GenBank genome assembly. NCBI's taxonomy places the organism in Eukaryota, Fungi, Ascomycota, Sordariomycetes, Hypocreales, Clavicipitaceae.
AUGCACGCGUUGUGGGGUGAUGGGAUGCCGAGUGACUCAACGAGGCACACAAAGUUCAGUUCACGCUCGGCCCUGUCAGCCUCACAUCCGCAACACCGAUAUAACACCCAACCACCAUGUCCCUUCUCCAAAGAUGUUCCUUCCAUCUCUCCAAACUCAAAUCAACUCAAUUGGCAAUCAAAAUGUCGAAUCAAAACUCCCCCGUGUACUUUUGGCGCGAAACAGUCGCAGAGACCGGCUACCUCUCUCAAUGGUUCGCCUCACCAUUCACAGACGACAAAGAUCCCUCGAUAUUCUACAAGACAGCUGAGCAGUACAUUUCCCUUUUCUAUUUUACAAGUCCUACAUACUAAUCUGUUUAGUUACAUGAUGUACCAGAAAGCCAUCCUCUUCAACGACACAGCCAUUGCCGCACGCACACUCACAGCCAAACACCCACGCGACGUAAAGUCUCUCGGGCGCAAAGUCAAAAACUUCGACCAAGACAUAUGGGUGGCGAAUCGCGAACGAAUCGUCUUUGAGGGAAAUAUGCUCAAGUUCCGCGACGAGACUCUCAAGGCGCAGCUCCUGGCGACGGGUGACGCUGAGAUUGUCGAGGCGAGUCCAUAUGAUGAUAUAUGGGGAAUCGGGUAUCGUGCAGAACAUGCAGAUGCCGUGCGCGCGGAUUGGGGCCAGAAUUUACUGGGAAAGGCGCUGAUGGAGGUGAGAAAGCAGUUGAAGGAGAAGGAGUAG